AUGGGCAGGGAGAUGCAAAAUGAAUGGGACCUGGGAAUAAAAGCGGCUUGUCUGGCCUAUAAUACUACGGUACACAGUAGUACAGGCCAGACACCGUUCUUUGCAACAUUUGGACGGGAAGCGAUAGUUCCCAUCCACUGGGUUUACCCAAUCCCACGACCGGAUGCUGAGAAGGAUGUAUCUGCCUGGACAGAGACUAUACUAGAAAGGUUUCAAACUGCUAAUGCUGGGAUGAGAGAGAGACAACAACAAACAGUGCGGAGAAAUGCUCAAUAUUACAAGCCAAUCUUGAACCAGUUUAACGUAGGACAGUGGGUAUGGAUCUUUGACCCCAAGAUCAUUCCAGGCAGUUGUGACAAACUCAGGUCUUAUUGGGCGAGGCCUUAUAAAAUUGUAAGAUUGUUGGCGUCAGCAUUAGCCGAUGUGAUGACUGUAUAUGAGCAAGGGAAACCGAGGAUAGUGAGUCUAGACAUUCUCAAGGAGUUUAGGGGGGAAAACAACGUGCACGGAUUACCCAGCGACCCCCCUCACCCAGCAUUUCAAGGGGGAGAUGAGAUUACAGAAAUUCCUAACUCGGAGCUAGAGAAACCGACAACAGAAGAGAUAAAGAAUCAAGAGAGACAGUCAGAAAAGAGAAGACAAGACCCAGGGGACAGAAGGGAGACAGCUGGCCAGACAGAACCACAGGAGAUUAGACAGACUGACCGCGAGACCCAGAUAACAUCCAGCUGUAAAGAGGAGGGGGGGUAG
Molecule: messenger RNA, 750 nt
Organism: Eurytemora carolleeae
Lineage: Eukaryota; Metazoa; Arthropoda; Copepoda; Calanoida; Temoridae
Exons: 1
Coding region: 1-750 (249 amino acids)
Molecular function (GO): nucleic acid binding
Source: RefSeq, a predicted model, not a curated record